Molecule: messenger RNA, 2163 nt
Organism: Aureobasidium subglaciale EXF-2481
Lineage: Eukaryota; Fungi; Ascomycota; Dothideomycetes; Dothideales; Saccotheciaceae
Exons: 2
Coding region: 1-2163 (720 amino acids)
Biological process (GO): DNA-templated transcription
Cellular component (GO): nucleus
Molecular function (GO): DNA-binding transcription factor activity, RNA polymerase II-specific; zinc ion binding; DNA binding
Source: RefSeq, a predicted model, not a curated record
AUGGAAGAAAGUACAGGCGCUGACUGGCGGGGGCCCAAGGCGUACCAGCCUUAUCACGUCGACCAACAGUCAGCGACUUUACAGCGACAAAGUCUUACCGAUCAGCAGCAGAUUCUGAAUGACAGUCCACGCCCCUUUGCAAGUAGCGCACGCUCAACCAAAGAGAGACCAUGCGAUGCAUGCCGCAGACGCAAAACACGAUGUGUCAAGGAGUUGGGCGAGGAAAAGUGCGUCCUGUGCAUCUUCCACAGCCAAAAUUGCACCUUCCUCCACGAACCCGUUGCCAGGACAAGAAAACGAAAAGUCGAGGAGACUGAGCACCACCUCCAGGGCUUACGAACAAACGUGGGGACUGGCGUGGAGGAGUACGACGAACUCCCUGGAGAAAGCUUGCUAAAGAAGACGCUCGGUCUUCAGAACAAGCAUCAUGCUCUGCUUGUUGGCCUGACCGAGCCUUUCUCUUUUCCCCGGUUCUCGAUUUCUUUGGGUAGCUCCCAGAAGUCAACUCAAGGAGGCGUCGUCACCAUUCGCAAGGUGGACGAUUUCAAUGCUUUCACUAUCCACGAGGACCAAGGCACAAUCGGCUACGAGACCGAGCAAAGUCGAGUUGACACGAUUCAGCAGUUGGUCGAGCCACAUGGACAGGCUCUCAUCGACCUCUAUUUCCGCAUUGUUCAUCCGUCCUUUCCUAUCCUCCACAAAGGUGUCUUUCUUGAAAAGUAUGCACGUUCCUACCGCGAGUUCUCGCCUGCUCUCUUAGCAGCGGUCUACCUUCUUACUACAAACUACUGGAGAUACUCUCCUACGCUGGCCACCAAGCCUAAACCAGAUGCAUGCUUAUUACACAAGUUGGCUACUGAAUCGUACGACCUUACCAUAUACCGCCCAAAAUUAUCCUCAGUUCAAGCUGGUCUGCUUCUUGCACAAUUUGAAUGUUUCGAGUCCGAUGUUAUGAGCUCUGGGUCAAGGGGCAGACUCUCCGCGCAACUAGUCUCCAUGGCUCAUGACAUGGGGCUCCAUCUAGAUCCUUCAAGAUGGGACUUACCGCCGUGGGAAAUCAGCUUGCGCAUUCGACUGGCUUGGGCGAUAUAUAUGCAAGACAAGUGGGUAGCUUUCAUUGAAGGUCGACCAUCUCUGUUGACAGAUCGCGAUUGGAUCGUACCGCUUGUGCAGCACAAAGACUUCCCCGAACAAUUGGAAGACAACGAAGAGGGCAGCUCAGAGGUUGAGAAUGGGCGUAUCAUUUUCAUGCAGAUGAUUGAACUCACUCGAAUCUUGUCAGACAGUUUGGACAACGUUUUCAGCUUGCGAGCACAUCAAGCAAUACAGUUGUCCCCGGAUCCGGUUGGCGCUCUUUUGAGCAGAGCUCAACCGCUUCAGCGGCGGCUCACUGUUUGGUCCGACGCCGCAAUGGAAGUGCUGUCCCUAGAAAGAGCUUCGAGCAUGAAACUGACGUGCAUUGGAUACCUCAGACUUGCUCACCUCGCCGUCGAGGUUAGUAUGCACCGACGUAUCAUAUGUCAGACAAUGUCGCCUUCAGCCGACUCCAACAUAGCUACAACCUGCCGUAUUGCCGCCAAGCACAUGUGGUUAUCUGCUCUGGUUUUUGUGGACAGUCUGAAAGCGCGCCAUCUCAAAUCGUUUUGGUACUUCUGUUCGACAGCUUGUCUCACCCUACUCAUAUCUUUUGGCAAUGUCCUCGUCGGUUCUGCUCUAGACUCGCCCGAAGAACAAUUUUACCUCAACAAACUGAAAGAGUUUCGCUGGACAUUGAAGAUCAACGGCGAGAUGGGUGCGAAGUUUAUGGACGCAGCCAUCAGGUCGAUGGUUCUCGAUCCCCGGGAGAUACGCAGACCAAAUCCUCCUGUUGGGAACACAGUACCCAGUCCCGGAUCUCAAUCGGAAUCGAGCUUUGGUAUUCCAUCUCAGAAUGCAACUCAGAGUGCGUACGGAAGUAUUAUCAUCCAAUCAACUCCAGGCUCAAUGGGAUCUUCCGGUGUCGCAUCCGGCUGGGUUACACCAACGACCUUCGCCAACCCACCGGUCUUUUCUGGGUUCACGCCGAGUAUGCCUAUGUCAAUGCCAUACUAUACUUGGCAGCCAACCAAUUUCGAGACCGAUCAGCCUGUCAAUAACUACCCGGGACAUAUGCCUGGUGGUUGA